AUGCAAGCUUUUGACAUCAAGAAGGAGUUGGUCAACAAGACCAAGGAGGCUGCUAGUUUGUUGAAGACAGUCAACAAAGCCGAGGCCAAGAUGAAGACACUGAUGGAUCAGGCUAAGGCAGCAAAACAAGCCCAAGACGAGGCCGAGGAGAGGGCGAGAGCUGCCGAGGCCAUUGCUAAGGUCCUUGAGGUCGAGAAAAAAGAGGCCGAAGCAAAGAUCGCCGAAGCCCAAGCCGAGCUCAUUGCUACCUUGGCCACAAAGGAGGCCGAGAUCAAGGCGGCGGACGAGAAGGCGUACGCCGAAGGGGCAGCCGAUGUUCGUGAGGACUACAAGAAGCAGGUCAAGAAGGCAUGCAACAAGAGUUGCUCCCUUGGCUGGAUGGCUUCUUUGAAAGAACUGGCCGUCCCUGAGGACUCUCCCCUUAAAGACGAUAGCCUACUCGAUGAGGAAGAUGAAGUCUUAAAGGGUGCCUCCUCCCAGAAGACAACCUCUGAAGUGCCAAUCGUUGAGAAGAGCAUCGAUCAGACUCUAUAA
This is a messenger RNA of Camellia sinensis, 534 nucleotides long. The record is from RefSeq and is a predicted model, not a curated record. Lineage: Eukaryota; Viridiplantae; Streptophyta; Magnoliopsida; Ericales; Theaceae.